UAUGUUAUUUAUGCUACGGCUCAAAAACAUAACCAUUUUUAUGAUUUUAUGCUGAUUCUAAUUUUCUAUUCUACUUUGACAGUUCUUUUCAAUUUUCUCUGCCGGCCGGCAUCUGACUACACGAGCGUUAAAAAAAAACAGUUUUCAAGUGUUUGUUUCUCGCGGUUCCCGUUCCCGAUCAUCUCAACAGAAUUAUUAAACACUCAGCAAGGCUACCAUCAUCAAUAAAGUGGUAAGAUUUGGUCCGAAUAGCUAGGGAAAGUGUACUACCUUCUGGAAUUGUUUUAGCCCUGCAAGAGGCGGAAGCGAACAUACGGUGAAGAAGCCGAGCGAGAAUGUUUGUUGGUGAUUUAUUUUCAGUAACUCGUGAAAGUGGCUAGACGAUGUUAGAUUAGAAAUGAAACUCCAAACUUGAUUGUUUACGUCUGUUUAUGGCUUGUAGGGAACGGAAGACAUUCUAAAGAGAGAAGCUUGUUUGUCGGAUAUUCCGGAAUAUGCUGCUGGGGAGGCGGACGUGAACAGUGUAUUAGCUGCUUACAAAAAUGAAGGUGAUCCGGAUAUUUACGAAAAUUCGUACAUGACACUCAUCUGUACAAACAAACAUCUGUUCUCCGACCUGUACGAUGGAGUUGCUCGUAGGCCCAGUGUGAUGCCACUUCCGGUGUGAUGAUUGGCGAGGCCAAAACACUCGUCAACAAAGUGAAGGUUUACUAUGGCUUGUUGAAGGAACCGGAUGUUCAGACCCUAGUUCAAACUCCCCCUGAAGAAGAUAACGACAUGGAUCCGAAUGCUCCAGAUAAGCCUAAAAAGGAGAGGCCAAAAAAGGAUCAUCUGUUUUCGAAGAAAUCGAAAUCCGAUCCCAAUGCACCGCCGCAGGAUCAAAUUCCUUUGCCCAAGUUGAAGGACGUAGACAAGGUGGAAAAGAUUAAGGCCCUGAGGGAGGCUUCCAAGAGGGUCAAUCUGGGACCAGACUGUUUGCCGCCCAUCUGCAUGUACACGCUGCUUAACGCGAAUUAUACAGUUACUUGCGCAGAGAUUUGCGAAGACUCCAGUCUUAUUGCCAUAGGCUUUUCCGAUUCAUCCAUCAAAGUGUGGUCUCUGUCGCAUAUCAAGUUGCGAGAGAUGAAAACAGCGGACAUCUUGAAGGAAAUCGAUCGCGAUGCUGACGAUGUGCUGAUACGGAAGCUGGAUGAUCGCAAGGCGGAAACGAGUCCGAUGUUAUACGGCCACAGUGGUCCCGUGUAUCGCACUGCAUCCUCGCCGGACCGCACCUCGGAGGACAGGAGCGAAAGCAAUGCGACGAACAGCGUCAGUGCACCGAAGUGGAAAAGUUGGAAAAGAAUACAAAUCCAUUCCGGUUACGCUGUUUGGAACCUGAGAAACCACGAUUCUGGCGACGAGCUGACUGACGAAAAAACAGUACCGGAAGUUGGAUACACCCUAGAUACGCAGGAAAGUUUUAGUUUAGUUAGCAGUUUUGUUGUUGGAUGGGAAGGAUCUCAGGUCGUUGGACAGAAGCCUUUCUACACGUCUUAAAAUGCAAUGUGUGUUGCAACCACACAUUGGCACAAUUUCAGUCGCACAAAACAGUUCUUAACGGUACCAGCGCAAGGAUUUUGCACUGGCUGAAGAUGACUUGAAGCAUGU
Messenger RNA from Armigeres subalbatus, 1647 nucleotides. RefSeq names its product transcription initiation factor TFIID subunit 5-like. Gene Ontology annotation, biological process: transcription initiation at RNA polymerase II promoter. Lineage: Eukaryota; Metazoa; Arthropoda; Insecta; Diptera; Culicidae. Gene Ontology annotation, cellular component: transcription factor TFIID complex. Gene Ontology annotation, molecular function: protein binding; RNA polymerase II general transcription initiation factor activity. The transcript has 3 exons. The coding region runs from base 667 to 1536 and encodes 289 amino acids. The record is from RefSeq and is a predicted model, not a curated record.